AUGGCUGUGAAUAAAUCAUCUGGUGAAAGUGAACUGAACCAGUCAUGUAUCGAACUUGAACAAGUUGCAAAUAGUCAAAGAAACAUAACUACAGAACGUGGUGGGAAGACAUUAACUAAAAAGCAACUAUAUGAUCAAAAGAGACUACAAAAUGAAACACCAGAACAGAGAGAAAAACGAUUGUCAAGGAAAAGGGAGCUGUAUAAAAGGAAACAACAUGAGGAGAAUGACACUUCUGAGAUAAGAAAGGAACGGUCAUCUAACAAAAGGCGGUGUAAUAGACAAAGACUUGAGAAUGAAAACACCUGA
Paramuricea clavata is the source of this 309-nucleotide messenger RNA. NCBI's taxonomy places the organism in Eukaryota, Metazoa, Cnidaria, Anthozoa, Malacalcyonacea, Plexauridae. The record is from the annotation of a GenBank genome assembly.